UUCACUUGAUUUUUCGCCUUGACACUGAGAGUAGCACACAAAUCGACGCUGGUGAAAAAGUGGAAAAUAAUUAAGUGAAAAUGUCGGAGGGCGCUGUCUCCGCCAGCAAUGUUAAUGCCAAUGAAAAAAUGGCAAACUUGCUGAAGGAGGCGGAAAAUUUGAAAACCAAAUUGGAGGAGGAGCGCUCGAAGCUGAAUGACGUCAACCUGUCGAACAUUGCGGAGCGCCUGGAGCAAAUUGCUUACGUCAACAUCAAGCCCCGCAAGGUGCUGAAGGGACACCAGGCAAAGGUGCUCUGCACCGACUGGAGUCCCGACAAGCGACACAUCAUCUCAUCCUCGCAGGAUGGCCGCCUCAUCAUCUGGGAUGCGUUCACCACCAACAAGGAGCAUGCCGUGACCAUGCCCACCACCUGGAUCAUGGCCUGUGCAUACGCCCCGUCGGGUAACUUUGUUGCCUGUGGUGGACUGGACAACAAGGUGACCGUCUAUCCGAUCACCUCCGACGAGGAGAUGGCCGCCAAGAAGCGCACCGUUGGCACCCACACAAGUUACAUGUCGUGCUGCAUAUAUCCCAACUCGGAUCAGCAGAUCCUGACGGGUAGCGGCGACUCAACAUGCGCCUUGUGGGACGUGGAGUCCGGCCAGUUGCUGCAAAGCUUUCACGGCCACUCGGGCGAUGUGAUGGCCAUCGAUUUGGCUCCCAACGAGACGGGCAACACCUUCGUCUCGGGCAGCUGCGACCGUAUGGCCUUCAUUUGGGACAUGCGCUCUGGCCAUGUUGUGCAGUCCUUUGAGGGACACCAGUCUGAUGUGAACAGCGUCAAAUUCCAUCCCUGCGGAGAUGCAAUCGCCACCGGUUCGGAUGAUAGCAGCUGCCGUCUGUACGACAUGCGGGCCGAUCGCGAGGUGGCUGUCUUCGCCAAGGAGAGCAUCAUAUUUGGUGUCAACUCGGUGGACUUUUCGGUCAGCGGUCGCCUGCUCUUUGCUGGCUACAACGACUACACCGUCAAUCUGUGGGACACUCUGAAGUCGGAGCGCGUCUGUCUGCUGUAUGGCCAUGAGAACAAGGUCUCCUGCGUGCAGGUAUCGCCCGAUGGCACCGCCCUAUCAACUGGCAGCUGGGACUACACCAUACGUGUGUGGGCGUAAAAAUCUCGUAACCAUAUGCCCCCC
Molecule: messenger RNA, 1175 nt
Organism: Drosophila subobscura
Lineage: Eukaryota; Metazoa; Arthropoda; Insecta; Diptera; Drosophilidae
Gene: Gbeta5
Product: guanine nucleotide-binding protein subunit beta-5
Exons: 3
Coding region: 81-1151 (356 amino acids)
Biological process (GO): G protein-coupled dopamine receptor signaling pathway; G protein-coupled receptor signaling pathway
Cellular component (GO): cytoplasm; heterotrimeric G-protein complex
Molecular function (GO): protein binding; signaling receptor complex adaptor activity
Source: RefSeq, a predicted model, not a curated record